This is a messenger RNA of Trichoderma harzianum CBS 226.95, 162 nucleotides long. RefSeq lists its product as hypothetical. The record is from RefSeq and is a predicted model, not a curated record. The transcript has a single exon. Lineage: Eukaryota; Fungi; Ascomycota; Sordariomycetes; Hypocreales; Hypocreaceae. The annotation marks the transcript as partial.
GGAAAAUAUAUAAACCUAGUUUUUAUAAAUUACCCUACGUUAACUAAAGUUAAAUAUUCCUUUAAUAUAAGAUUAAAUUACUAUAUAGUAAUUAUAAACCUGCCUAAGCCCUUAAGGAUAACCCUAGGGGUAAGGAAAAAAUAUAUUUUAAUAGAAUACUAA